AUGUUGAACCUUAUUACCGGUUUUGGUGACUGUUUGGUAGUUGAGACUACGGUAUGGUAUGAAUGGGUCGGUUGGAGGAAUGACAGCUUCGGUAUGAAUGGACGACCGUUGGAGAUGGUCUUCGAAUUCGACAGGCUACGAAACUUUUCCGCAAUGUACUUACACACCAACAACAUAUACUCCCAGAAGGUGCAGUUUAGCGACAGUAGGACACAGCCUAUAGUCGAGGUAAUGCCUGUUGCUGGAGCUGAGCCCUGUACGAUUGAUCACUCUGGAUUGAGGACUGUCGUAGUAAAUCAAUAG
Nezara viridula (southern green stink bug) is the source of this 303-nucleotide messenger RNA. The record is from the annotation of a GenBank genome assembly. NCBI's taxonomy places the organism in Eukaryota, Metazoa, Arthropoda, Insecta, Hemiptera, Pentatomidae.